AUGACCUGUUUCUGCUACUAUUUUUUAGUUUUUAGUAUGCUUAACAGCCCACUGGGAAAGCAGUCACCAAUGGGAUUCCUGCCUAUGGAUCCGAUUGGCUCUGACCUAGCUGAGAAGUACUCCGCUCCGAUGCUGCGUGGCUCUCGACUGGACAGCCGCUCAAUUUUAGACUCUCGUUCCAGCAGUCCAUCUGACUCCGACACUAGUGGGUUCAGCUCCGGUUCAGAUCAUCUCUCAGACCUGAUUUCCAGUCUUCGCAUCUCCCCUCCAUUACCAUUCCUUCCCCUGGGUGCUGGCAUGUCUCGUGACCUUUUGAAGUUUGGUGUUGGCUCAAGGCUAGAUCAAGACCAUGCUGCACUUGCAGCAGCUGUGUCUCCUGGAGGAGUAUCAAAGCGCUGGCCUGGCACCUCUGUGUGGCCUUCCUGGGACUUGCUUGAAUCUUCUGAGGAUCCCUUUAGCAUUGAGAGGGAAGCACGUCUGCACAGACAGGCUGCAGCUGGACUGAUAAACACUUUCAGAGUAUUUGGAGCUUUAAGUGUUGAAUGGCCUGGUAAGGAUGGCAAGCACCCUCGCUGCCCUCCCAAAGGUAAUAUGCCUAAAGGAUAUGUUUACCUAGUGUUUGAAUCUGAAAAGUCGGUCCGAGCCCUGCUUCAAGCCUGCACUCAGGACCUGCUUAGCCAGGAUGGGCUGAGUGAACACUACUUCAAAAUGUCCAGCCGCCGGAUGCGCUGCAAGGAGGUGCAGGUCAUUCCUUGGGUACUGGCAGACAGUAACUUUGUGCGAAGCCCCUCUCAACGACUGGACCCUAGUAAGACUGUGUUUGUAGGUGCUCUACAUGGUAUGCUGAAUGCUGAGGCUCUUGCUUCCAUCAUGAAUGAUCUUUUUGGUGGUGUUGUCUAUGCUGGCAUUGAUACGGAUAAGCACAAGUACCCAAUCGGGUCUGGACGUGUGACUUUCAACAACCAACGUAGUUAUUUAAAGGCAGUGAGUGCUGCUUUUGUAGAAAUAAAAACUGCCAAGUUUACCAAGAAGGUCCAGAUAGAUCCAUACCUUGAGGACUCUGUAUGUCAAGUCUGCAAUUCUCAACCUGGCCCGUUCUUCUGCAGAGACCAGGUGUGCUUCAAGUAUUUCUGCCGUUCCUGCUGGCACUGGCAGCACUCCAUGGAAAUUCUACGUCAUCAUCGCCCACUCAUGCGAAAUCAGAAAAGCCGUGACUCCAGCUAAGGAUGUGGUCACCACAAAGCUUAUUAUUCAACAUACUCCUACGGCGGAUGUGCUGAAAUGGGAGACAAACAUCCCGCUUCCCUUCAGACAUGGGGAGCUGUCACUUUUGUUUUUGAUGUUUUCCAGGAA
Messenger RNA from Bombina bombina (fire-bellied toad), 1353 nucleotides. RefSeq names its product cytoplasmic polyadenylation element binding protein 1 (gene CPEB1). The record is from RefSeq and is a predicted model, not a curated record. The coding region runs from base 1 to 1224 and encodes 407 amino acids. Lineage: Eukaryota; Metazoa; Chordata; Amphibia; Anura; Bombinatoridae. Gene Ontology annotation, cellular component: neuron projection; nucleus; cytoplasm. Gene Ontology annotation, molecular function: mRNA 3'-UTR binding; mRNA regulatory element binding translation repressor activity; ribosome binding. The transcript is spliced from 8 exons. Gene Ontology annotation, biological process: negative regulation of cytoplasmic translation.